UGUAUGAUGAAAGAUCCUGAAGCUGGGUUUUCUGGAAUGGAAUCUGUGUUCUCAGGAUUUGUGCUUGACCCUGAGAAAUGUAAUCAACUGAGCUUGGAAGAGAAGAGAAAACUAGUUCACCGAAUAGCUCAUUGGUCUGAAGACGCCCCAAAGAUUCUUAGUUCAUUGACUCGUAAAGAGCUUCUUGAAAUCAUAUGUGCCGAAAUGGGUAAAGAGAGAAAGUAUAGUGGAUUCACAAAGCUUAGAAUGAUAGAACACCUUCUUAAACUAGUCUGCAAAAACACCAAGAGAACAACCACCGAAAACUUGCUAGAUUUUUCACCAUCCAAGAAGCAAAAACAUGAGGCCCCGCUUCAACUACCUAGUACCACUUUUGAGAAUUCUAGAAAAGAUCAGACAAAAACUCGGGUUUGCCAGAAUCUAGCAUGUAAAGCAACUAUGUGGCCCGAGGAUGCUUUUUGCAAGAGAUGUUCUUGUUGUAUUUGUCAUCAGUUUGACGAUAAUAAGGAUCCUAGUUUAUGGUUAACGUGUGAUUGGGAUUUGGAUUCUGGUAACGAAGGUGAUGAGCCGUGUGGAAUGUCAUGCCAUUUGAAGUGUGCGGUUAACCAUGACAGGGCUGGCAUAUCAACCACUGGUACCUACCCAAAGCUGGAUGGUGGUUUUUAUUGCGUUUCUUGUGGAAAGUCAAAUGGAUUAAUGAGGACCUGGAGAAAGCAGCUGCUGUUUGCUAACGAAGCUAGAAGAGUUGAUGCAUUGUGUCUCCGAGUUUCCCUUAGCCACAAGAUUCUUGAAGGGACCAUGAAACAUCAGAAGCUCUUAAAGAUCGUUGAAUCUGCAGCAAAAGUGCUUGAAAAUGAAGUGGGACCAAUUGGUUUAGCAUCGGUGAAGAUGGACCGUCGCCUAGUCAAUCGGCUCACGUGUAGCACCGAGGUUCAGAAGCUCUGUACUUCCGCAAUUGAAGCUUUUGAUUCGUUGUGCUCCAAUUCAAGCGUAAACCAUUUCCAGAUAAACAGAAUUCCCACAUGUCGGAUUUCAUUUGAAGAAACUACUGCGACUUCAGUAACAAUCGUCUUAGAUUACGAAUCCCAUUUGUUUGAAGAUUUCUUCGGAUGCAGAAUCUGGCACCGAAAAUCAACUCUGAAAACAUAUCCAAAAGAAGCAACGUACAUCGUCCUAAACCCGGAAAAGAGAUUCAAGCUCACGAAUCUUGAUCCAUCAACCGAGUAUUCUUGCAUGGUUUCGUUCUUCAGCAACAAAAAAGUCCUCGGAUUCUGGGAGUCAAAAUGGACGACAACCAAGAACACAGAAGUCAACGCGAACAACACACAGACGGAUUCCACAUCGGAUUUUCCUUGUACCCCGUGCAAAUCCGAUGGUACAACGAAAGCGGGGCCUCGGGAUGAACCUAAUAAGAAGAACGAGUACGAGUAUGCAGUGGGAGUGAUCAGAAGUUUGGAGCACAAUGGACACCUGAGUAAAGACUUUCGAGUGAAGUUUCUUACUUGGUUUAGCUUGAAAGCAACGAUGCAGCAAAGACGGGUUGUGAACGUUUUUGUGGAUGCGUUGAUUGACGAUCCCCCGAGUUUGGCUGAGCAGCUUCUUGAUACGUUUUCUGAUGAGAUUUGCGGCCAUUAGAACUCCCGAAAUCGCGUAGCUGGGGAUCGAUUCUGAGUGUUUGUUUUUGAAGACGAUUGAUGUUUGUUUUUUGGCACUUGAUUCAAUUUGGAUAAAUGUAUAGCUAAGCUAACUAUGGGGAAUCUAUUCGUUUGUCUAUUUAAGGAUU
Cynara cardunculus var. scolymus (artichoke) is the source of this 1783-nucleotide messenger RNA. Its product is annotated as protein VERNALIZATION INSENSITIVE 3-like. NCBI's taxonomy places the organism in Eukaryota, Viridiplantae, Streptophyta, Magnoliopsida, Asterales, Asteraceae. The coding region runs from base 4 to 1635 and encodes 543 amino acids. The transcript has 4 exons. Gene Ontology annotation, biological process: epigenetic regulation of gene expression; vernalization response. The record is from RefSeq and is a predicted model, not a curated record.